AUGGACGGACAUGAUCCCGAGCGCGACAGCGCACAGGUCGGGACGGACUCUAUACGCCCACCACCGCCACCUCCCAUGAACGACCUCCACUCGCUCUGUCAGCGCGGCGAUAUUGCGGGCUUGCUCGCCCUGCAAAGCGCAGAUCUAACUCUCGACUACUCGUCCCGAGACGCGCAGGAUGUCACCCCUCUCCACUGGGCGUCGAUCAACGCGCAUAUUGGGGUCUGCAGGUGGCUGCUGGAUAGCGGGGCGGAUGUGGAUGCGGUGGGAGGGGAGCUGAAGGCGACACCGCUGCAGUGGGCAGCAAGGAACGGGCAUCUCUAUGUCGUCCACCUGUUGCUCAGUCGAGGGGCAGACCCCAAUAUCUUGGACGCUCAGGGCUUCAGCACCUUGCAGCUCAUCACACACUCCAGCGCUGUCAUGCCUUUGCUGUAUAUGCUUCACCAACCUGUUGCUAUCGACGAAAAAGACUCGGAUGGGCACACUCCCUUGAUGUGGGCGGCAUAUCAGGGCGACGCCAUCUCGGUCGACCUGCUUAUACGACAUGGAGCUUCUACACUGGCGAGGGACAAUGCUGGAAUGACACCACUACAUUGGGCGGCGGUCAAGGGGUCCAAGGCGUGCAUCCAGCACCUGGUAGCGGCGGGCGCAGAUCUGGCAGCCAAGGAGGAUCAAGGCAAGACGCCAAAGGACAUGGCUGAGGAGCUCAAGGGGUCGAUACCGUUCAAUCGGGCUCUUGAGGAGGCGGGGUAUGCGGGAGGUGUGGCGGUGGUGCCCAAGAUGACCGAGCGAAAUACAAAUAUCGCCAUCUUUGUCCUGCCCACCGUCGUCCUUGGUGUGAUCUUCAAGUCCUUCUCGCUUCUCCCUGGUUACAUGAGCUACCCUCUGGCGUUCUUGGAGUUCUGGUUGAUGCAAUAUAUCGUCGUCAGAGUCCUUCUCCGCCAUCGACCCGAAGAGAACAGGGUGACCUCGUCGCCCUACUUUGCAGCUAUCAUACUCGCCAGUAUGGUUUGGGUCGGCUGGUGUUGGGCAACCAAGCUUGUGCGAGGCGCUAUGGGCUAUCCCUUCCUCCAUUUUGCCUUCUUCAUGUCAUUUGCCACAUGCGUUGCGGGUUUCUAUAACUCUGUCCGGUCAGAUCCUGGCUUCGUACCAACAGCCACCGAUGCGGACGUCAAAAUGGCUUUAGAAGAACUGGUCGAGCAGGGACGUCUAAACGGGACAAACUUCUGCGUCGAGUGCCUGUCUCGUCGCCCUCUCCGAUCCAAGCACUGCCGACAAUGCAAGCGCUGUGUCGCGCGCUUCGACCAUCACUGCCCUUGGGUGUGGAAUUGCGUGGGAUUCCGGAAUCACCGACACUUCCUCAUCUUCAUCCUAGCUUUAAUAUCUGGGAUCUGUCUGUUCGACUAUCUUGGUGUAGCAUAUAUUCUGGAGAACGCUCCCGAGAUGGACCCGCCCGGACCCGAGCCUAGUCUCUGCAGCAUCUCUGAGACCCUCUGCCGCGCUGCCUCAUACGACUCCUUCCAACUAGCAGUGAUGUGCUGGGCGACACUCCAACUCACCUGGACAUCACUCCUCGCCGUCAGUCACCUGUGGCAGAUCUCCCGCCAGAUGACCACAUUCGAAAUCUCCAACCUCGGUCGAUAUGGUUACAUGGGCGGCCGAGGAGGUGCAUCUCUGCGAGACCAGAGCGGAGCUAUGAAGCAAGCGACCAGUAUCGGAGCCGGCAUCGGACCCAGCGGUGCCGGCGAGGAGGGGACAGGUGGCAUGGUCGUAUCGCCCGAUGGCAUGGCGGCGGGUCAUCAUCAUUCGCACCGAGGAGGCGGUGCGAUUCGGGCUAUAUCGGGGCCGCUGAUGAAGGUGUUGGGGUUGGAUCGGUUUACCAAGGGCAAGGCGGUGAGCGGGAUGCGUAGGGCAGGGAAGGAUCAGAACCCGUUUGAUCUUGGAAUCGUCAAGAAUUGCCAGGACUUUUGGUCGAAUCAGGCAAUAGACUAUACUCGGGUAUACGAUAUACCUCCGGAAGGGUGGCCUGCGUAUCGACGCCGAGCAGCGAUGGAGGGAGGGGCUAGCACGGCAGGGAAGAAGGGAUAUCAGCCUGUUAAUAGCUCGGCCGAGGACCAGGUCUAG
Messenger RNA from Dioszegia hungarica, 2124 nucleotides. Its product is annotated as putative palmitoyltransferase. The transcript is spliced from 10 exons. Lineage: Eukaryota; Fungi; Basidiomycota; Tremellomycetes; Tremellales; Bulleribasidiaceae. Gene Ontology annotation, molecular function: protein binding; palmitoyltransferase activity. Gene Ontology annotation, cellular component: Golgi membrane. Bases 1 to 2124 code for a protein of 707 amino acids. Gene Ontology annotation, biological process: protein palmitoylation. The record is from RefSeq and is a predicted model, not a curated record.